GUGGCGGCGGCGGCGGCGGCUGGGCGCUCCGCCGCGCCUGCCCUGCCAUCUUAGGUGCUGUGCCCCGCCGCCUUUGUGCCCGCCGCGCCCGGGCACCCGCGGGGGCUGGGCCCGACGCCCCUCCGGGGGUGCCUCCCCCCGCGGGGCCGCCGCCCCUUGCCCCGCUCCUCCUCCUUCUCCUCCUCCUCCUCCUCCGCGGGGGGCCGACCGGCGCUCCCAGCCCGGCUGCGGCGGAGGUAAUCCAUGCUGAAGAGGCUCCAUUCAUACAGAUGAACCAAGGGUUGAAGCAGCACUUUAAACCCAGAUAGUCGGUCGGCUAACUGCCCAGCAGGAUGCCAUCAACCAGCCGAGCGGGCAGCCUGAAGGACCCAGAAAUUGCAGAGCUCUUCUUCAAAGAAGAUCCAGAAAAGCUCUUCACAGAUCUCCGAGAGAUUGGCCAUGGAAGCUUUGGAGCAGUUUAUUUUGCACGUGAUGUGCGCACCAAUGAAGUGGUGGCCAUCAAGAAAAUGUCAUAUAGUGGGAAACAGUCCAAUGAGAAAUGGCAGGAUAUUAUUAAGGAAGUCAAGUUCCUCCAAAGAAUAAAACACCCUAACAGUAUAGAAUACAAAGGCUGCUAUUUGCGGGAGCAUACAGCAUGGCUUGUUAUGGAAUAUUGUUUAGGAUCAGCGUCAGACUUACUAGAAGUUCAUAAAAAGCCAUUGCAAGAAGUGGAAAUAGCAGCAAUUACCCAUGGUGCUCUCCAGGGAUUAGCAUACUUGCAUUCUCACAAUAUGAUCCAUAGAGAUAUCAAGGCAGGAAACAUCCUGCUGACGGAGCCAGGACAGGUGAAACUUGCUGACUUUGGGUCUGCUUCCAUAGCAUCUCCUGCCAACUCAUUUGUGGGGACGCCAUAUUGGAUGGCCCCAGAAGUGAUUUUAGCCAUGGAUGAAGGGCAAUAUGAUGGCAAAGUAGAUGUUUGGUCUCUUGGAAUUACCUGUAUUGAGUUAGCGGAAAGGAAGCCUCCUUUGUUUAAUAUGAACGCAAUGAGUGCCUUAUAUCACAUAGCGCAGAAUGAAUCCCCUACACUACAGUCUAAUGAAUGGUCUGAUUAUUUUCGAAACUUCGUAGAUUCUUGCCUCCAGAAAAUUCCUCAAGACAGGCCUACAUCAGAGGAGCUUCUGAAGCACAUGUUUGUUCUUCGGGAGCGACCUGAAACAGUGUUAAUAGACUUGAUUCAGAGAACAAAGGAUGCAGUGAGAGAACUGGACAACCUGCAGUAUCGUAAAAUGAAGAAGCUCCUCUUCCAGGAGGCACACAAUGGCCCUGCAGUUGAAACACAGGAGGAGGAGGAGGAACAAGAUCAUGGUGUUGGCAGGACAGGAACAGUGAAUAGUGUCGGAAGCAAUCAGUCCAUUCCUAGUAUGUCUAUCAGUGCCAGUAGCCAAAGCAGUAGUGUUAACAGUCUUCCAGAUGCCUCGGAUGAUAAGAGCGAGCUGGAUAUGAUGGAGGGGGACCACACCGUGAUGUCAAACAGCUCUGUCAUUCAUUUAAAGCCGGAGGAAGAAAACUACAGAGAGGAAUCAGACCCUCGGACAAGGGCAUCAGAACCCCAGUCUCCUCCCCAAGUAUCUCGCCACAAGUCUCAUUAUCGCAACCGAGAGCACUUUGCUACUAUACGCACAGCAUCGCUGGUGACAAGGCAAAUGCAGGAACAUGAACAAGACUCUGAACUACGAGAGCAGAUGUCUGGCUAUAAACGUAUGAGACGGCAACACCAGAAGCAACUGAUGGCAUUAGAGAAUAAACUGAAGGCAGAGAUGGACGAGCAUCGCCUCAGGUUGGACAAAGACCUUGAAACACAACGUAACAAUUUUGCUGCAGAAAUGGAAAAGCUAAUUAAAAAGCACCAAGCAGCCAUGGAAAAAGAGGCUAAAGUGAUGGCCAAUGAAGAAAAGAAGUUUCAACAGCAUAUUCAGGCCCAACAGAAAAAAGAAUUGAACAGUUUCCUGGAGUCUCAGAAGAGAGAAUAUAAACUGCGUAAAGAGCAGCUGAAAGAGGAGCUGAAUGAAAACCAGAGCACUCCAAAGAAGGAGAAACAGGAGUGGCUCUCCAAGCAGAAGGAAAACAUCCAGCAUUUCCAGGCAGAGGAAGAAGCCAACUUACUGAGGCGUCAGAGGCAGUACUUGGAGCUGGAGUGUCGCCGCUUUAAGAGACGGAUGCUCCUUGGCCGCCAUAAUCUGGAGCAGGACCUGGUUCGGGAGGAGUUAAACAAAAGGCAGACACAGAAGGACCUGGAGCACGCCAUGCUGCUGCGUCAGCACGAGUCCAUGCAGGAGCUGGAGUUCCGCCAUCUCAGUACCAUCCAGAAGAUGCGCUGCGAGCUGAUCCGCCUCCAGCACCAGACCGAGCUCACCAACCAGCUGGAAUACAACAAGCGCCGGGAGCGGGAGCUGAGGAGGAAGCACGUCAUGGAGGUCCGGCAGCAGCCCAAGAGCCUGAAGUCAAAAGAACUACAGAUAAAGAAGCAGUUUCAGGAUACAUGCAAGAUCCAAACCAGACAGUACAAAGCACUGAGAAACCAUCUGCUGGAGACCACGCCAAAGAGUGAACAUAAAGCUGUCCUCAAACGGCUCAAGGAGGAGCAGACCCGGAAGCUGGCUAUCCUGGCUGAGCAGUAUGAUCACAGCAUUAAUGAAAUGCUCUCUACACAAGCUCUGCGUUUGGAUGAAGCACAGGAAGCAGAGUGCCAGGUUUUGAAGAUGCAGCUGCAGCAAGAAUUGGAGCUGCUGAAUGCAUAUCAGAGUAAAAUCAAGAUGCAGGCAGAAGCCCAGCAUGAUCGGGAGCUGCGUGAUCUUGAGCAGAGGGUAUCCCUCCGUCGGGCCCUCCUUGAGCAGAAGAUUGAGGAGGAGAUGCUGGCGUUGCAGAACGAGCGUACCGAACGGAUACGAAGCCUGCUGGAGCGUCAAGCUCGCGAGAUCGAAGCCUUUGACUCAGAAAGCAUGAGGCUAGGUUUUAGUAAUAUGGUUCUUUCUAAUCUCUCCCCCGAGGCGUUCAGCCACAGCUACCCGGGAGCUUCUGGCUGGUCCCACAAUCCUACUGGGGGUGCAGGACCUCACUGGGGUCAUCCCAUGGGUGGCCCACCGCAAGCUUGGGGCCAUCCAAUGCAAGGUGGACCCCAGCCAUGGGGUCACCCCUCGGGGCCCAUGCAGGGGGUACCUCGAAGUAGUGCUAUAGGGGUCCGCAACAGCCCCCAGGCUCUGAGGCGGACAGCUUCUGGGGGACGGACGGAACAGGGCAUGAGCAGGAGCACAAGUGUUACUUCACAAAUAUCCAAUGGUUCACACAUGUCUUAUACAUAACUUAAACAAUAACUGAGGGUGGCAAUUCCACUGGAGCUGUCUGCCAACAGAAACUGCCUACAGACACCAGCCCAGCAGCCUCCUCAGUGCGGUGCUGACGUGUGGAAGCUGGGUGCACAUGGAAUAUUGUACUCAUUUUGUAAAGCAUUACGUUUUGUGUUUACUAACUGGGAUGUCAUAGUAUUUGGCUGCAGGGUCUGGGAGGGUUGGUUUUUUGGUUUUAUUUUUGUUGUUGUUGGUUUUUGGGGUUUGGGUUUUUUUUACUUUUUGGAGGGGUCUUGGGAGGGCGUCUGAGAAAUAUAUGCAAUUAGUCAGAAGAGUUGACUGGUGGUCGUCACACUGACAGGACAGAAGGGCCUCAGACUGCCCUCGUCACACCAUCCAUAGGAAGUCUGAGGGAGAAUGGAGACCUCCUCCCAUGUCCAUAAAUUUCGAACUGUCACCCUGCAAAAACCAGGCGAGCUGCCUUUAAACCAACAUCCAGGGGAGGAACAGCUGGAUCUUCUGUUCCAUUUUUAUUUGUCAUUAAAUUGGAUACAUUUCUAGGGUAUUGCCUCUGCCAAGAGGCAUUUUCAAAGACCCAUAGGUGAGAAGAGAGGCCAAGAGACACCAGGGCUCAGCAGGGCCCUUCUACCCAAAUGCCCGCUCCGUGUUGUGUAAGAAGUGACGUUCUCUCAGAAAGCACUGGUCAGCUUCCUGAGAACUGUGUAGGUAAAUCUGUCUGGAGGGAACAGGCUAGAAAUGUUUGAAACCGUAUUCCUGCUUUGGCACUCCCUGACUGUGCUGCUGGUAGCUCAGACGAGGUUGGGCAGAGGAGCGUAAGUAAUGCACUUGUACAGCUAAUACUGUGACAUCUCAUUUUAGCUAAGCAUCAGAAUAAUUCUUGGAGCCCAGUGUAGUCCUUUUUGCUCCAUUCAGAAGUGUUUAGACUUUCAGCCAAUCAGUCUCAAAUGCCAGAGGUAUUUUGAAGGAUGCCAUAGUCACAAAACGCCAUUGAUCGGGUUUUUCAUUAUUACACUACAUCCACCAAUUUAUUACCUUUUUGGCUUGUUGCAGUUUCCUGUUUACAUGUAGAGUGUAGCCAACUGUUUAAAUGUUUAGUUGCCACAGUGUACCAGGAGGAGCUGAGCCAAUGACUCUUUCCCAGCUGAUGACUAACCCCCAGCACCACUGUAGAUCUUGCUGCAUGUGAGGCUCCUUUUUAUUAUUUUCGUUGCUGCAAUACUUCACAACUCUUACAGUCCCCUGAGAUGCUGUGAUACUCGGGCAGCAUGUCAUGCCACGUGAGGAGACACUACUUCCAGAGGCUCCUUGGAGCUGCUGUACUACUGAAAGGAAGCGAAGGAGGUUGUGAAACCCAUACGGUGAUAAAGGGGUCAGGGAGUGCAUGACUUUGUGGCAUCGUGUCAUCCCUUAGUGCUGGGAACUGGAACCACUCCCGUGCUCCUGUGCCAGUGCCAGGGUGGUCUAGGGCAGCCAGCACUGUGGGGCUAAGGAAAGAGCAGGUAGACAAAGUCUGGCUUGAGGCAAAGAUUUCUGUCUUGGGGACUGACCAGCCAGGGUUCUUUGUAAAUGUUUUUCCUUGCACACUAAUCAUCUUGAAGAAAACACUAGCUGCUAACUCUAGGAUUUGCCUUUAAUAUGUUUAUAGGGCUCAAAAGCAAGGUUUUCCGAAUGUGUUUGUCCAUGUGACAUAUUUAUAUAGUAAAUAGUGUCUCGCUGCUGUUCAGUACCCAACAGGGCGACGUUCCUUCGUAGCUAAAUUAACAGCCACUCCCAGUCCUUAACUCUGCCCCAGUCCAGCGACUCCCACUGGGAUUUCUAUCAUCUUGACAUAGCAUAUCACUCGAAUCCAAGAUGGAAACUCUACCAAGAUAGGUUGGAGCAGCCCCUUAGCAAGGAGCUUUGUAGUACUAGCACCUGGCAGAAGCCCAGGGUGAGGCAGUGGUCCCGUGGAGGUGGCUUUGGUUGCCCCCCCAGGGCAAGUAGUGGCCGUGCAUCGUCCUGUCCUUUCCUCUGCUACGUUUUUACGUGGAAUUGGAUGUUUUGGGGGUCAUUCUUUUGCAUUGCAGUGUUGUUGAAAUGCAGCAAAACUGGAUUUGGGAAAGGUUUAUCUGUAUUUUCCUGGGGUUAGAAAGAAAGCCAAAAAUGAAAUGAAAGGCCAAAACUGUCCUGGGGUUCCCCCAGUGAGCGUGGAGGGUGUGCCCAGAGCACGGUGCUGACGCAGCAUUGGGAAGUUCAGCUCCUCUAUCCCAGACAGCAGCAGCGGCAGUGGGGACAGGCUAUACCUGCAAGUUCAGUGGGGCUCGUUCUUUUGCUUCUGUUAUGGUUUGAAUUUGGUCAAAGUCUCUGGCUUAAAUUGAGCUAUUUGAACAGAGUUCUCUCAGCCCAUCUCUUUGUGUGAUGUCAAGCAUGACUGAAUGCUGAGUCCAAACGAUGGCUCUCCCAUAUUGGCUUUUUUUGUAUUCAAAAAGAGUUGUGUAGUAACCAUUUUUACAUGUAUACCAUGUGCAGACCUGGACUAUUCCAACAAGUUAAUAUUUUAAUUAAAAUAGUUUGCAAAAACUGAUUCAGAUCAACUGGUCUAAAUGUGUGUGUCCCUGUGUUGUACGUGGGGGAAGGAAAACUGGCCCAAAAGAGGCUGAUCUGGAGAGAAAGCACCCCGUUAUGCAGCUGUAGCCAGAGGGAUCAGGGUCAGGCUGUGCCUCGGAGGGGCGUGAGGAGGCCCUUGGUGUUGAGAAUCGUAUCUCAGCAGUGUUUCUGAGGUACAUGAGCAGCCAUGAGCUAGAGAGGCGCAAACACUCUCUGAAUCAGUUUGCAAACUCUGUUUUUAAAAGUAAAACCAGUUGCUCCAUGUAGGAUUCAUUGCAGCCAUCCCCUCACUUUGGUUUUAACAGUGCUGUCGUCUGUAAAUUCUGGGAGCUACUGCAGGACCUCAGCAAAGAUGUUCUCUCACAUCUUUUAUGUUUGUGUUUAACACAGAGGAAACUCUUCUGUUGUGGGCUACUUUGCAAACCUUACUGCAGUAUUUUCAAGUCACCAGCUUGACCCCUGGAAUCUCAUAUUCUGUGGUUAUUUUUCUCUCUCCUUUGCAAAGACCUAAAGUUCUGAUGUAGUUUAGCCCAGAGAUGAAAAAGAAAACAAUCAGGAGCCAGCAUUUUUAGAUCUGAAUCUCUCUGUUUUGUGUGAUUAAAAUCAGUGAAAGGGACCACGUUUUUCUUGUGCUCUCUGGUCCCAGGGAGUCAGCAGUCCCCUCUCCCUUCCCCUGUUGAAUGUUACGUGCUGUCUUCCUCGCAUGCAGCACCGAAUUGGAGGCCACAGCUCGGUCUCACCUGCGCUUGCUCCAAGCUUGUGAGCUUCAAAGGAGCUGAAGAACUAAACGUGGUGCGAUACUGAGCUUUCCACAGCACCUUCCUUGGCAUCGCUCUCUGUCCUUCCCCCAGUCCUCCCCUCCAGAAGAAGGUGCAUUGCACACGGGCUGUAACCUGCACAGGGUGCACCCUGCUCCAUCCCGGGCUGAUGCUGUGUAUUAACCCCCAGGGCACAGGGCCUCUUGCCCUCCCGCUCCCACUCCACCCUGCUUACGUGCCAUUUCUUGAGAGGCAAUAAAUUGUAUCGUACCACUGUCUACCAUUACUCUGUUGAAUACGCACAUCUCUGGAUAUAUAUAUAUGGUAUCUCAUUUGUAUAUAUUUAUAUACUCUGUAUGUACGUGUGUGUGGGUAUAUGUGCACACACACCUCAUGCUGUGCAUUUUCUGUCAGGGCACGUGGGUUCUGCUGUUCUUUAGCACUCCUGUUCCUGAGCAAAAGCAACCCCUGUGGCAGGGCUCGCGAGGGCGCGUUCAUCUGCACGCUGUGCCAGGGCUGGAGGCAGCCAGAGCCCUCUCUUGGUACUGCCCUGCUAAUUGCAGCUUGCUUUGUCAGGGGUGCAGGGGGCUGGGUAGCUGCCUCGGGUGUGCUGUAAAGGAGAGAAGAGAGCUCCCAGAGGGUACCAGAAAGUCAGAAGACAGCAGAGGAGAAAACAAGAUGGCCUAGCGAUAGGAGAGUGAGUGGUUGAGGCACUGUGCUGAGCUGCCGGGGAGGCGGUGAGUGGGCCGGUGAAGUGCUCAGCAGGCUGAGCUCAAGAGUCCCCAGCUGCGUCUCACCACAAAAGAUCCCCAGCCUGGCAUGGUCUUGGCACGCUGCACAGGCACUAUUGGCAGUGCUGAGUUUGAGCCACCGCUGGCUCUCAACACUUGUCUACUUUUGUGUGCCUGUAACAAUUAGAGCAGGUUAUGUGGAGGAUCAAAAGAGAGGGGAAAUUGGGAGAUCCAAAUUGUGUGUGUUUACAGCACGUGUAUAUGUACACAGACACUUCUGCUUGAUUCUUUACUUGGCUUAGGCGAGUGUCUUCUGUUGUGUGACUCUGGUAAGCAAAGGCCAGCCUUGUUCUUCUCCUGGGUGCUUCCUCAGCAUUCCUGGUGAAUCUUGCCCUGGUCUUUCUCACAGUAGAGGAGCGAGUGGACACCACAAGCUCCUCAAGCUAGGACGACCUUUCUGACCUUCUCGUUUGUCCUCUACCGACCCCGUAGUAGCAAGACAGCUGGCAGUGUGGGGGAUAAGUGGUUCUGGCAUGUGUCAAGUCAUGACUUUUGGUAUUUGCCCCCGGGGAGCCCAGCCAGCUCAGCAGGUGCCACCCAUGGGCUCUCUUUGUGCUACUGUAGAAUUUGGAGGCAAUUUCCCCACCCUGUCUCUUUUGGAAGGUCUUGUGUGAGUUUUGUAAGGAAGGCUUGGGUUUGGUUGGGACAUCCUUGCCCUUUCACAAGGAGUACUGUUGUCUUUAGCCAUGUUCCUGCCUGUGGGACUCUCCCACCCCGGUGCUGGCCGGCAUUGAGCCCAAAGCCGGGAGCCAAGGAUGGAGGAGUGGUGGAUGCCCAGGCCGGGAUGCUGGUCUCUCUCCCUCUGCUGUGUUUGUUUCAAUUUGCACUUUUACGAGUCCAUUGAGACUGAGGCUGAUGAGAAAUACGUGUGAGGUGCUUUGGAUGGUUGUGGGCAGCUGUUUACAGUUUCCCUCCCCCCCAAAAAAUCCCAGAAGAGCUGGUAGAUUUUAGUGGUUACAGUAAACGUCCCCCGGGGACUGAUAGCAGCAGCCAAGCCCUGCUCCUGCUGCACCAGGAGGCUCAGGCAGCUGGGGCCCUGCCCCUCAGCCCAGGCUUUGCUGGGGAAGGAGAGGCCUUGGUCAGCUAGAGAGGGACUUAGUAAAUUGGAUUUGCCAGCAAACAAGCACCUUAACCCCCGAGCUGUGGGUCUCAAUACUUGCACUUCACCUGAAGGCUCCUCUGGGGAAGGCAGUUUGGUAGGUGACCGUUGGCUUUGCGUCCUCAAAACACCCUAAAGCCAUGUCCUAGGGUAAAAACCAAACCCACCCCAACAUCACUUCCUUCUCUCGUUGCUUUCUCUGAGUGCACACACUGAGUCUGGGAACCAGGAGGGGCGAGUGUUGUCCCUAUGGAUGUGAACAACCCCGGGGGGGACCUUUUCCCCUCCUCACCCCACCUCGCUCCUGUGGUCCCCUGCCCCGCUCCCUGCCCUCGAGUACGGGUACCUCAGAACAUGCACAGUUUGUAUUUUCACUGACAAUUGGUUUAAUUAUUGUGAGUGAAAAGCAUUGUAAUUAUCUGUAAAUAUGUAGUUAACAAAUUGACCUAGUUUCUGUAUUUUUUAAGUUCUUUUUGUACUGAGAUUUCUAGAUCCAGCCCGUGCCAGCUCGCGAAGCGCCGCUGCGGCCGCCAGCCCUGGCUGAGCAUGCACCCAAUCCCCGAGGCUUGUCCGACUGAUGCUGUGAGGCAUUGUGCUUAGCUCUCGUGCGGCUGAGGGGUGGGAGGGCAGCGGGGGGACCCUCAGCCUCCCAGCCAGGGGCCGCAUCUCCUUCCCGCCUGCGUUUUGGUGCGUUGCCAGGCGGUGGCAGCGCGAGGGACGGAGCUGAUGCGAGGGGGAGCUUCCAGUUUGCUCUGGGGCUGAAUUCAACAGGAACCCAGUGCAGGGUCUUUGCUGCAGUUUAAUACCGGCUUAUGACUAUCUAUUUUUUUUCCCCAACCUCUCUGGAAAUGAUCGGUUUUCCCCCUCUGACUGCUUUUAUCUGAAACCUACUGGAGGGGGAAAAAAAGGAGAGAAAAAAGAAAAGACAAAAAAAAAGAGACUUUGGUUGAAGCUCGUUGCCUGCUUUUGGUGCCAGGAUCACACAUUUCUAUGGCAACUCUGAGCUCAGCAGAGUUUAGAAAUCAGCACAGGGUUGUUACCGAGCUGAAGGACGUGGCGGCUGCUCUGGCUGCAGCCAACGAGGGCGAGUUUGGGGUGCAGGAGGGUCUCUGGUCCCAGCCCCAGGCAAGGGCUGGCUCUGAAGCGAGGGCUGAGCUCUGUCUGGUGGCAGGAGCGAGGCUGGGAGUGGCGAGGAGCUUUGCUGAGCGUCCCGGGCAGCCGUGAGCAGAGCUGGGUGUCUGGAGGUCACAGUGACGGGAGCUUGUGAGGAUUCGAGGCUCAGAGGAGAGGGCACACGUGCGCCUGUGGGUUUGGCUUCUGGCAAGCAAACCACCUGCUUCCUUUCUUCAGCUUUUCUUCCCUCCUAACCCCCCUCUGCAGCUCUUCCCCCUGCUUGCUUGGAACAGGAAUAUUUUUUACCUGCCUAGAAACAGCUAAAAGAUUGGGGGCUGGGGUGGGGGGGGGGGGGUGGGGGGCAGCCCUGAUGUAAAUAAUUAACAUUACAAAGUGAAGUGUGUAUAACAUAAAAGGCUACAGCCCUUUGGUGACUUGUAAAUGCUUGAGGAGGUUGUGGUAAGGGGCAGAGGGCCAAGCGACCUGCCUGGGGCUCUGCAGCCACCGCUGCCCCUCCAACCCCCCCCACCCCCGGGUCGGGCAGGGGGGGGACCCACCUUGGCCGUGGGUUGGUGGAGGGGGAGGUAGCAUAAUGUGUGUGAUAAGGGUAGGAGCUGUGUGAGGUGUGUAUAGUGUAUAUUUUUUACAAAUAGCUUGCUUGUAUUGUGAAGAUUUUAAAAGACAAACUUGAGAAAUCUAGCCUAACUAUUAACACAAGUUUAACAUCAGUUACCCCACUGGGUUCAGAGCCUCUUGAAUGUAUAUUCCUUUUUGUAACCUAAAUGACCUAUUCUUCUACCAGUCAGCCAGACAUCCUAUUUAUAUUUUUAAUUUUAUAUGUUACUUUCCAUUCGUUUUCAUUAUUUCCAGCAUGUUUCUGGGUUUGGGGGGGGGUGGGGUUUCUGUUUUGUUUUGUUUUCUUUGCUUGGGGGUUUGGUUUUGUUUCUUUUUUCUUUCACACGAGCAUUGUGUGAAGUCAAGGAAAUGUUAACUCAAACCUGGUAUUUUCCAACCUGUUGCCCCCCCCCUUCCCCUUCCUCUCCUCCACCCCUUUGUGGUUGUGGUUUUGGGUUUGUUUUUCCUUUCUUCUGCCAGCAGUUUGGGAUUUUCUGGGCUGGGAUGCAGCGGGGGGGAGGAGGGGAUGGUUAUUUUCCAUUUGCAGCUUCUGUGCAAAUGUCAGGUCUUUUGCCAGUCCCACUGAAAAACAACAAAAACACACAAAAAAACCACCCCAACAACAAAUCAAAUGUAAAAGCUUCACUUGCUGGUUGCUUUGGGAAACAAAGAAAUAAAUAAAACAAAAAUGUAACCUUAUGAGUGUGAGGGAGCCCAGGGCAGGAGGAGGGGAAGGGCACACCUGUACCACACAGCUCCAGCUUUGGCUGCGAGACCAAAGCUUUGGUGGCCACAGCCCCCCACCCCGCACCAGCCUUGGGCUCAAACAUGAGAGCUGCCCGUUGUGACAGCAAAGCUGUUGCUGCUUUUCCUCUCCUCCUCCUCCUCCUCCUCCUCCUCUCCCCCUCCCGCAGGAGGUCCAGCUCACCCUCAAGAGCUCUCCCAGCGCGGUGGGCGCUGCUGCGGCGGUGCCCAGGCGGGUUCGGGGGAAGGGCCUCGGCCCCGGGUCGUGCUGCAGAGCCGUAGGUAGAGAUAAAUAAUCAUAACAAUUAAAUGAAUAAAAACCACACACAUAUCUGCUGUUUUACUAUGAACACUGGUCUGAGGUGAUGGGCCGCGAAGGAUUGAACCAGGGGAAUUGAAACUCCUUCCUGCUUCCAUGUCUGGUAGCACCAGCUGGUAUGAGUGAAUCUACAGGUGUGCGUUUUCCUUCUGGUAGAAAAUGCCACGAGCACUAACUGGUAAGGCUUAAUGUACAGUAUAUUGUCAGUAUUCUGGUAUUCUUCUGGUUCAACAUACAUUAUAGCUCAUAUAUAACCUGUAUUAAUUGUAUAGAUUGUGCAUUUAAAGCUGUUACCGAGUUGUCAGAAAAAAAAAGAGAAGAAAAAAAAAAAACCAAACCAUAAGGUCAUAUGUAAUAUUUUGUUUGUAAGUAUCCUUUGUAUCAUAGCAAAGGAAAUGUUAAAAAAUCAA
Molecule: messenger RNA, 11779 nt
Organism: Colius striatus (speckled mousebird)
Lineage: Eukaryota; Metazoa; Chordata; Aves; Coliiformes; Coliidae
Gene: TAOK1
Product: TAO kinase 1
Exons: 20
Coding region: 333-3338 (1001 amino acids)
Biological process (GO): execution phase of apoptosis; protein phosphorylation
Molecular function (GO): ATP binding; protein kinase activity
Source: RefSeq, a predicted model, not a curated record